AUGGCUUCCGAGAGUGAGCUGGCAGCGCCGGUUGCCGACGACAUGGGCGGGAGCGGAGGGGAGGGCGACGCAGCCAAAGCGCCGGCGCAAAUGGAACGGAGCGCGGUUGGCGUCAUGGUGCGCGUGCGCCCCUUGUCCACGGUGGAGCACGCGGACCCCUCCGUGAAGAACAUCCUGCAGUGCCUCAAGGAUGGAAUUGUUGUCCACGGCGUCCCGAUGCACUCGCCGACGCGCUACUUUGGUGCCCGUCAUGCCCAGCCUCGGCCGCAGCAUUUCAGGGUCGACGAGGUGUUUCACCCACACAGCACACAGCUCGAGGUCUACGACGCCUGCAGUAACAUUGUGGCCGGCGUAUUUGACGGCAUCAAUGGCUCUAUUCUCGCCUACGGUGCAACCGGUUCGGGGAAGACGCACACCAUGUUUGGCGGCAGCAUGAGUGUGCCAGGGGUGAUAUACCAGGGCGUGCGGGACAUUCUCGAGGAGAAGGAGCGACUAGAGGCCGAGGAACAGAAGGUGGUCACGGUACGUUGCACGUUCCUGGAAGUCUACAAUGAGGAGGUCUUUGACCUGCUGGUGCCGUCGAGCCCGCGUGGAAAACGGACUCCGCUGAAGGUGCAGGACUUUGGUCAGGAAGACGGCGCCCACGACGGGGAGAAGAGUGGUGUGAACCUUGAGAGUCUUAGCGUGAAGGGCCUCACACACGUUACCCCCCAGAACGCGGAGGACUUCGCCAAGUUUGUGGAGCGUGGUCACGCAAAUAGAUUUGUUGCGUCUACCAACGUCAAUGUUCAGUCCAGCCGUUCACACGCGAUUCUUACAUUGGAAGUGGAGGUGAAGGACACUGUGGAUGCGUCGCUGGGCACCGUGGGUCGUAUUCGCUUCUGCGACUUGGCGGGUUCAGAAAGGGCUGCUGGCACGAGUAACAGCGGAGUUCGUCUACAGGAGGGCGGAAACAUCAACCGCUCUCUUCUUGCGCUUGGCGCUGUGGUGCAGGCCUUGGCCCAUCGCAAGAAGCACCCCGGUCGGACGAACUAUAUUCCCUACCGAGGCUCCAAGCUGACACGGCUACUGCGGGAUUGCCUCGGCGGGAAUUGCCGCACCCUAAUGCUCUUCUGCGUUAGCCCAAGUAGUAAGAUGUACGAAGAGACAAUCAACACGAUGCUCUUUGCGAUGCAGGCGAAGGAGGUUCAGGUCUCUGCCAAGCGCCACGAAUUCCGUGUUGAUUCGAAGGAGGUGGCCAAAAGUCAGGAGGCGCUGAUUGAAGAGCUCCGCUUGGAGCUGGCACAGGCCCGGGAGGAGCUACUGCGGCUGCGCGGGGGCAGCCCUGCGGCCACCAUGAGCCGCAGCGUUGUGGGCCGACAAAAUUCGCAAUUUUUCGUGGAUCUUUCCUCCCCGAUGCCGCUUUUGACGCCUUGUAAAAACGAGCAACCGCCGCUUUCCGCCACGACGACACUUGUAGCGGGAAACGACAUUCGACUGGAGUCUCAAGAGGCCUCGCCCAGUCUGAUUCAAACCUCACGCCGUAUAUCUACUCGGAUGACGCUGGGAGGGGGGGAGGGCUCGGACGCCUACACAGUACUGCAAAAGAAGCUGAAAAAGUUCUCCGUGGCGAAGGAGACCCUCUAUCGGGCGAUGCAGGAGGCGCAGGAGGCCAACAGUGACCUCGACAUUCGACUUCGGCAGCACAAGUGGAAGCUUGCCCGUUUUCUUGCCACCCGACGAAAGUCGACCGCUGGCGACCCCAAUGGAGAGAAGGCGGCACCGGUUGGUGUGGCGGGUUUGCGGCUCGCCAUUGAAAAGAUGGAGGUGGAAGCAGCGGCACAGGGUGGGAAAAUAGAAGAACUUUUGGAAAAAAUGAAUGAGACGGAUCGCACCAUUGCCGGAAUUCGUCAAGAGCUGUUGCGGGAGAAGCAGCACCCACUGCUGGAGCUCCUUAUGGAUAAUGUGAAGCUGCGACAAAGUUGCACGGAGGCAGAGUGCCUCGCGGCGCACUACCACCAGGAGUGUCGUUCUAUCAUGAACCGUGAAGAGGAGUACACGCAGGCGCUUAGUGUGUGCGUCUCCGUGAUACGGCACAUGAUUCCCUUGGCCUCUGGUCUUCCACCCAUUAUGGACGCGGCUCAGCUAGCGCUCAUGUUUGCCAAUCUCCCUUCUCUGUCUACGACUGACAUGAUCCCCUUCUUUGAGCGAUCGAUGAAGACGGGACAUGCCCCAUCAACCUCUCUGCUUGAUUCACAACGGGCAUUCUCCUCUGUGGAGACCGUGGAGGCAUGCCUGCAGCGCCUAGUGGAGGGGCGUGGAAAUGAAAAGGACCCCAUAGCGCGUCGGCCAGCCCACCGUCGACUACAACUUCAGCCCAAGGGGACACCCUUUAGCAAAGGAAACGCAGGCGGUGCUAGUUCAAGGGUUGGCCCUAUUCCCCCCUGGGCCACGAGGCCGACAAGGUCGGGGCCGGAACCAUUUGUUGCCACACACAGCACAACAUCGUUGCGUCAACCGGUAACGAAUGGAUCCGCAGCCCCAAAAAAAACAAUAUCUUUUGAUAAGACGUCUUCUGCGAAUGGAAAAAGAGUCACUUUUGUAGGAGUCGCAAAGAAGCCUGUAUCAAUUGCUCCGGCGUCGCAGACGAACCUCCGCAACGGCAGCAAAGUUGCCCCGGCAAAGAGGCUCGCGUCACAUGGUGCGAGAGCGGCGACGGCGCUGGCCCCAUUUAGCCGUUCUCACACGGCAAAUGAGGCCGUGCAUGCCGGCAAGCCCCAGAAUGGCGGCCAGUCUCCAGUUGUGGCUCUGGGACACAACCGCGAGCGAGUGCGGAAGGUGCGUAACCCACCAUUGUCAAAUAACACCUCUCAUAGGCCAAAUAGCAACGGCAAUGCCGUGACUUUGCGGCGCAAUCGUGUAGCAUUUGAGUUGCCUGCUGAAGAACGCGCCUCUAGUUUGCCCCAGCGGCGACUUCAAAACACCGAUCUGGAGGAACGGUUUACCAGACUUCUAACCGAGGUGCAGCAGUGGCAUUAUGGAGCUGCUGCGGCUGCAGCAGCAAAGAGCACCCACACAACUCCACGUACCGCCACUGGCAUUCCAUGA
Messenger RNA from Trypanosoma conorhini, 3087 nucleotides. RefSeq names its product putative kinesin. The transcript has a single exon. Gene Ontology annotation, biological process: microtubule-based movement; mitotic spindle organization. Gene Ontology annotation, molecular function: ATP binding; microtubule motor activity; microtubule binding. The record is from RefSeq and is a predicted model, not a curated record. Lineage: Eukaryota; Euglenozoa; Kinetoplastea; Trypanosomatida; Trypanosomatidae. The coding region runs from base 1 to 3087 and encodes 1028 amino acids.